Messenger RNA from Centruroides sculpturatus (bark scorpion), 1448 nucleotides. RefSeq lists its product as uncharacterized. The coding region runs from base 236 to 1384 and encodes 382 amino acids. Gene Ontology annotation, biological process: fatty acid metabolic process. The transcript has 9 exons. NCBI's taxonomy places the organism in Eukaryota, Metazoa, Arthropoda, Arachnida, Scorpiones, Buthidae. Gene Ontology annotation, molecular function: NAD+ binding. The record is from RefSeq and is a predicted model, not a curated record.
AAUUAAUACGAAAUUUAUAUUUUAUUACAGAUAAAACUGUUGAUACAUAGAAUACUGCUCAGUCAUUGGUUAACGAAAUUAAAUUGAAAAUUAUCCGAUUGUUAUUGGUGUGACGUAUUUUACGUCAUUGUUUUCGAUAAGCGUUUGUAUUGUUUGCCACAGUAUAUAGGUGUUUUUUAACGUUUACGCUUGUAGAAUGUGUUUUGAAAGCGUUAUUUUCUGAUUAUCAGUUAUUAUGGUGCGAGUGGCCGUUAUUGGAAUAGGUACUCUAGGAAUCAAAAUUACAGGAGAACUUGCAUAUCAUGGGCAUGAAGUUCGUCUUUAUGACCAAAAUACAGAAACAUUGGACAGAAUACAUUUAAGAUUAAAUGAAGAUAAACGAAUGCUUAGAGAAGAUGGUCUUUUAACUCAGCCAGAUUUUGUGGAAGCUUGGUUGCAAUGUCCACCUUACUUAUUCGAAUAUUUCGAAAAUAAAGAAAAAAUUAUCCAAAGAAUUAAAGAUAUACCAUUAGCUAGGAAUAUGGUGAAAGAGAGAAUUUUGGGAAUGGUGGAAAAUGNAUUUCUUAUUAUGGCUAGUUCAAUGAAAAAAUUGAAAUUAUCAGAAACAGGAAUGGUGGUUUUUAGAACAUCAUCAGUAAAGCGACAUUAUGAAACCAAUAACAAAUCUCUUCUCAAUCAAAGUGAAGAAGAUUAUCAAGCUUCAAGAGCUAUUACUCAAUAUGGGAAAACUUUUAAUGAAGAUCAUUUUUUAAAGGAAGCUUGGUUGCAAUGUACACCUUACUUAUUCGAAGAUUUCGAAAAUAAAGAAAAAAUUAUCCAAAGAAUUAAAGAUAUACCAUUAGCUAGGAAUAUGGUGAAAGAGAGAAUUUUGGGAAUGGUGGAAAAUUUUCAGAGAUGUUUAGGUGUAAGGUUUCUUUAUCCUGUAUAUUGCAUUCCUGAAGUAGAAGUUAUUCCAGGUCAUCAUACAUCAGUACAAACAUUAGAAAAAGUGAGAUUGUUUUUAGAGAGAAUGGGAAAAAUAGCAUUCUUUCGAUCUGGGACAGAACCUAUGGUUUUAACUGAAGAACAGAGGGAAGCAAGAAGAAACGCAUAUAUUCGAUAUUUGAAAAAUAAUAAAGGACAGUUAAGAAAAGUAAGAUUUGCAGUACCAGAUCUUGCAAGUGAUGCAACUAUUUUAAAUGUACUUAGUGGAGAACAAAAUAUUCCAGUGUCUCGAGAAAAAGAUUGUGUUGUUUGCAUGGAUGAAGAGCGUAACUGUGUUCUUCAUCCUUGUCACCAUCUCUGUACAUGUGCCAGCUGUGGAAGAAUGCUUCUUAAAAGACAAGAUGCUUGCCCUAUUUGUAGAAAACACAUAUCCAGUAUAUUUCGUGUAUUCCAUUCAUGAAUAUUUUUAUAACAUUCAAUAUUUUAUAACAACAUAUAAUAAAACAUAAUACUUUAAUUUAAAA